AUGUUUCCCGAAGAGGGUUGGGCGCGCAGUGCUUCCUCUUCUUACUGGACCCUGCAGCCGUGCUGGUGGCGUCGAUCACGCUGCAAAGUCGUGGAAGUAGCGGGUACUAAAAGGCACAGCACACACGCACGAAUGGUUAUCAGCGGUGCCAAUGCGGUAUACAUCGUUGGAACCUUCAAGCAUCUCGGAACAGAUGCUGAUUUUAAGCUGUACCUCACAACGAAUGUUACCCAGGCGGAUUUCAACAUGGGCUACACCAUGACUGGGACUUUAGAACGCGGCAACCGAUCCACCAAUACUUUCCAAGUAACUCAUUUUGCUGUUCUAAGACGCUGCGAUCACGAAUCACAUCACUUGAAGAGCUCGUAA
This is a messenger RNA of Parnassius mnemosyne (clouded apollo), 369 nucleotides long. The record is from the annotation of a GenBank genome assembly. NCBI's taxonomy places the organism in Eukaryota, Metazoa, Arthropoda, Insecta, Lepidoptera, Papilionidae.